CUGCUGUCUAACCCCCCCGCCGCUAUUGCACCUGUACCUAUAGGCCUCACAAUAUCAUGCAGGCUAGCUAGAAGGGGCGGUUACAGCUUGAUGGGCGCAUGAUUUGUGCGGUUCUAGACCGAACCGAGCCAUGCAAUACUUCACCUCUCAGUCGCGUAGCGAGCAAGCGGCCGAACAUUCGCUGCGAGCGAACCAGUAUAGGAAAAAGAGAAGGGCCAGGCGCGACGAGGAAGAGGACGAGGACGAGGAAGAAGAAGAUGGUGAUGAGGUGAAGACUCGGUCCAGCUCCAGGAUUCAUUCGCACGCCGCAUUUACUUCGUCGGAAACAGCCCAGCUGCGUGUCGCAGGUCUCCUGCCCGAUGAGGAAUACCAAGUUCCUCCAGCACCAUUCCCUCAUGCACCCGAAAGCUUGUCUAAAAGCUAUCAUAGCUCGGCUAGAGUGGAAGAAGAGAUGGCCAAGUCGCCCUCGCGCCUGUACGCUGUCAAUGCUGCGGUGAAGGGUGAUUCAAUCCAUGGUCGACAAAAUACAAACGCGUUGAAACAGACCCAUCUCAACGUCCUAUCGACUAUCAUGCAUCGCUGUUUACUCGAGGGAGAUUACGAGCGCGCAGGUAGAGCGUGGGGCAUGAUCUUGCGAACCCAGGUCGCGGGAGGCCCUGUCGAUCCACGGAACCAGGGGCGCUGGGGCAUUGGAGCCGAGAUAUUGCUUCAUCGCAAACAUCCAAGUGCCACUGAUCAGCACGAGCAAAGCACUGCGACCAACGCCUUCUCCGACCAAGGUUUUGAGCUGGCCAAAGAGUACUAUGAGCGAUUAAUUGUACAGCACCCCAAUCGGAAGGUCCACCCGCAUGCCGUCGACGAAAGAACCUUCUAUCCAGCCAUGUUCUCGCUUUGGAUCUUCGAGGUCUGCGAGAAGAGCAGGCGAGCAAGGAAGAAGGCCCAAGAUGAAGCACCGCGGGCGCGUUCCUCGAGCAAUGCGUCGGCCGACAGUUUCUUGGGCGAUGAUGCAAACGAAUUCCUUCGCGCAGAGGAAGAAACGCUUCAGGUUGAGGAGCUCACUCGAGCUAUUGAAAUCGCCGACCGGCUUGACCAGCUCAUUCUCUCACCGCCAUUUGACAAGGACGCCAGCUUGUUCGAACUUCGUGGGAACAUCAGCCUCUGGAUUAGCGAUCUCAGUUUCGGAACUCAAGCGACAGACGAGGACUGGGAUAUUGAUCCAGACAUCAGAAACAGGGACGACAAUCUAGAAUCGGCCAUGGAAAAGCUCACCCGACUUUCGAGUUGCCAUCGAGAGGUACAAAAAGCCAAGAGCUUCUUUGAGCGUGCAGUAGCAAACGGCGCCCAGGGACAUGCUACCACGUUCUCUAGCAUUGAUAUCAAGCUCAGAGAGCUAGCCCAACAGCUGGAGAGGUUGCGUGCUUCUUAACCUCGCAUUGCUACGUUUGGCCACUUGCGAUGACGCUUCAGUUCGGGCGUUCUUGUAUGACAUUUGCAUUAUACCCAUUUACUCGUAGAUGACCAGAAUUCGAAAUAAUAUUGGAACCUUCUUCGGCAGGUAUCGAAACCUUUAUCCACGCUGCUCAAAAUAAGAAUAUCAAAAAUACAUAAUAAAACUUCAGCCCUCAUUGCACCUAUCUCUAGACUUGGCCUUCCAUGCAGAUGGUAGAUUAACAACUGCAGUUCGUCUCGCGAACAUAGCCUUCUUCGCCAAAGCUUGUAGGCUGACUUGACUAUUAGUGGGUUGUCAUCUUGGGAAAGAGGAAUGGUUUGAAAAGCUGGGGAAACGAGCAUCAGAUAUUUCAUUUCAAGGC
Cucurbitaria berberidis CBS 394.84 is the source of this 1811-nucleotide messenger RNA. RefSeq lists its product as uncharacterized. Gene Ontology annotation, molecular function: TBP-class protein binding; RNA polymerase I core promoter sequence-specific DNA binding; RNA polymerase I general transcription initiation factor activity. The transcript has a single exon. Bases 131 to 1426 code for a protein of 431 amino acids. The record is from RefSeq and is a predicted model, not a curated record. Lineage: Eukaryota; Fungi; Ascomycota; Dothideomycetes; Pleosporales; Cucurbitariaceae. Gene Ontology annotation, cellular component: RNA polymerase I core factor complex. Gene Ontology annotation, biological process: nucleolar large rRNA transcription by RNA polymerase I; transcription initiation at RNA polymerase I promoter.